Molecule: messenger RNA, 845 nt
Organism: Rhagoletis zephyria (snowberry fruit fly)
Lineage: Eukaryota; Metazoa; Arthropoda; Insecta; Diptera; Tephritidae
Source: RefSeq, a predicted model, not a curated record
GGAAAUUUUAAAAUUCGCAGCAAACAAUUUGUUAGUAAACAAAGCAAGUACUACGCAACCGAACCAGAAUUGUUACGGAGUGUCGGAAUUGUAGCGGCAUACCUACCGCCGUGGUCUGUUAUUAAGACACAGUAGCAUAGCAGCGGUUCAGCAAAUUACCUAGGCGGCAGGAUGUCAGGGCUUUCUAUGGUAUUCAAUGGUCUGUUGGUGGGUGCCUCGGGCCUUGCCUUGUACUCCAUACAGCCCGCCGAACAUCCGUAUGCCUUCUCCGCCUGCGCUUUUGGUCUCUGCCAUGGUUUGUUGGGUAUUAUACACGCCUACAAGAAAGGCGACGAAGGUGAUCGUUGCAAUAAGAUUCGUGAGAUAUCCACCAGUGUUAUGGAGAUCAUACAGUUGCCGCUGAUAAAUAUUGAAUUGUACUUAGCAUCGUCUGAAACUAGCGCGUUGGCAUUGGGACACGCACUUUUUGUUAUACCGUUGGCCUUUGAUUUGAUUGCGAAACUGUUAACAGAGGAGGGCGAUGAUAGUAAUACAAAUACACUGAAGGAUCUUACGAUAUUGGGCAACAUUGUGUCGUUGACAUUUUUAGCCGUCAAUGAAAGCAACCACACUUAUAUAUGUAUGGCUAUAACCGCCUUUCUGACCAAAUAUGGCGCCACACUGUUGGACAGUUAUUGGGAGGGCACACUCGAGAACACUGUACUCACCGGUUAUUCGCUGUUUACAUUCCUGGCUAAUUACGCUCUGACUGGCAAGCCAGAAUGGAUGAAAAUGUGAGGUGGAGUAGGAGAUUUAAGAAAAUUUGUAGCCAAAGUAUGCAUGUUGGCAUAUAAUUUUAAAAUAAA